CACUUCAACCGACCAGGCAAGAUAAUCCCCUAUACACAUACCGAUCCCUUCAAAAAGAUCACCAAACCCUCCUGGGUUACCAACCGCCAGUCAUCCAGCUUGCCGUACCAGCUCAGCGCACUGAAGAAAGAUGGUGAUAAGGAGAAGGCAUGUCUGACCGAGUGCAGGAAAGAGAGAGACGAAGUGGAGGCCUACUGCACAAGUGAGUUUGCAGUGAAUGGGAUUGUUUAUAACAUGGAAAGGCUGGGGAAUGGCGUCCACCUGAUCACGCUUUUGGUAAACAGCGAUGGAUUGUACAAGAUGAGUCGCCUCUAUACUACUCCUGAUGCCUUCUUCUUCCGAGUUCACAUUCUAGUUGUGGAUACUUUAAACUGCAGUAAACCGUGUCCGGACUUGAAACUUGGCAGCAGAUACAUCCUGAUGGGUCAGAUCUACCACAAGAGACGACAGAUCCCUGCAGACCUGCUGCCGUUCCUGCGGGGGCACCUGAGCCCGGGGGAUGGUUUGCUUCGGAGCGGCAGCAGCUACGUGAAGAGAUUCAACAGGAAGAGGAACCGCAAGGUGCAGGCGGCUCACACCAAAUGCAGAUAAGGCUUCAGUAACCUCCUCUGAUAGGCAGCAGAAG
Nestor notabilis (Kea) is the source of this 625-nucleotide messenger RNA. Its product is annotated as chromosome unknown open reading frame, human C17orf58. Bases 235 to 591 code for a protein of 118 amino acids. Lineage: Eukaryota; Metazoa; Chordata; Aves; Psittaciformes; Psittacidae. The transcript has 4 exons. The record is from RefSeq and is a predicted model, not a curated record.